This is a messenger RNA of Branchiostoma floridae (Florida lancelet), 1304 nucleotides long. RefSeq lists its product as uncharacterized. The record is from RefSeq and is a predicted model, not a curated record. The transcript is spliced from 5 exons. Bases 114 to 731 code for a protein of 205 amino acids. Lineage: Eukaryota; Metazoa; Chordata; Leptocardii; Amphioxiformes; Branchiostomatidae.
GUGACCCUUGACACAUGUUUCGUCUGUUACAACAUCUUCAUGGGGCCUGGGUAGAAAGAGAAAACAUCGUCUUGUGAUCAUCACGGGACAAUUGAUUAACCAACCGGGAACCGAUGCUGCGGUCCAGGUCGUACGAAGCUGUACCUGAUAGCGAGGGGGUCGGAAGUCCAGGUGGAAAAGUUAGACGGCGUCGGAAUUUCUACAGAUUGUGUUCGUGUAAGUUCUGCCUGCCAGCCAUGGGGACCUCAUUGGUGCUGGUGUUUGUUGUGGUGUUCUCCGUGUACCUGGCCAAUGGUUACCCCAUCCACGCCUCCUGCACCAUCGACUGGGGUUUCAGCCAGAACUGCUCUGCUGUGAAUGCCAGUUUGGUUAAGCAGAUCAACACAUGGACAUCGAGUGACAACUGCAAGAAUGGGGGAGAAAUGUGUCUGUACAAGUUCGUCAGUGCAUCUGGAACUGAGCUGAAGGCGACCCACACCACACCGGUAAAAAACUACGUGGACGACCUGACCUUCACCUUCACCCCUGGCCAGACAGCACAAACCAAGUGCAGGGUCAAGGCCCAUUCUACAUCUGAGACUUGGUACGCCUACCUGGACUACAGCACCAACUAUUGCAACCUGCGUAACCUGGCAGAGGGGGCGGGGCUAACCGACACGCCCAACUUCACGGAGGUGACGGAGGACAGUAUCUGUACACAGUACUCAUCUAGGAACUGUACUAAAUACUGAGCUGUUUGGUAAUGACAAACUGUUUGUAGCAAGUACCACCAAACAAACGCAACAUUUUUUACAUAACAUUGUGAUUGAUAAAUUUUGCUUCACGUAAAUGCUGUAAUACUAAGUCUUAUCUUUGUGGCUUAUACAUUGAUGGAGUUUGCAUAAUGCAUUCCCCUUAAUCCUUGAUGAGAAAUUUGUGGAGUGAAGGACAACACACCUCAGGAUUGCUCCUGAUGGAAAAAAAACUCAGCUGGUCAAAAGUUUAUAUGUGUUAGACAGUACACUGGAAAAUGCUUUAACUUAAAAGGCGUAAUGUGAAAGUCUUUUGAAAGACAAGUCGAUUUUGAAGUGAUUCAAGUAGCACAAACUUACCAUACAUUUCUCAGCAUUGACUAAUGAAGAUUCACACAAAGCCAACAGAAACAAAGUGUAACAAAAUGUACAACCAGUUUUCAGGUGACCUGUUUUCAGUUCAAGGCUAUGUUACUAGCUCGUCUGUUUGGUCAUGUACUGAGACCUGAGAUACAAACUCAGUGUGUGGAUAGCUGUAUGUAUUCCUUUGAAUUAAAGAAGCUGUGCAUAAAA